Messenger RNA from Hevea brasiliensis (rubber tree), 1967 nucleotides. RefSeq names its product endo-1,4-beta-xylanase 5-like. Gene Ontology annotation, biological process: carbohydrate metabolic process. The coding region runs from base 198 to 1886 and encodes 562 amino acids. NCBI's taxonomy places the organism in Eukaryota, Viridiplantae, Streptophyta, Magnoliopsida, Malpighiales, Euphorbiaceae. Gene Ontology annotation, molecular function: hydrolase activity, hydrolyzing O-glycosyl compounds. The record is from RefSeq and is a predicted model, not a curated record. The transcript has 8 exons.
AGGGAGCUUUGUUUAGUUGCUCUCUUCUCUUGCCUCCUGCUGCUACUGUUUCCCUUGUGAACCCAACACAGUUUCUAGUUCGCUCUGUACAUGCUUUCUCUUCUACUGGCUUCUCCUGCAACCUCCAUUUCUUUAUUAGUAGUUACUAGUUUAAAUAGAACAAGUGAAGCUAAUCCCUCAUUCUAUUUACGUAGUACAUGGCUUUUCUGAGCAAAAAUUGCAUGCAACAAGCUUCUUCCUUCUUGCGUUUCUUGGUUUUCUUGCUUCUUUGCCCUUGCUUUGCUCUUUCUUACGAUGGGCCUUCAUAUGACUACACUGCAUACACCGAGUGUAAAGAAGUACCAGAAAGGCCACUCUAUAAUGGAGGGAUUCUCCAAAAUGAACUUCCAGCUUUCAAGCUAAGUAGGAUUAACGAUGCUUCAAUUACAUAUAAAUCACCAGCUUUUGUCCUGCCUAAUCUCACUCAGGACACCAUUUAUUGUUUUUCCACCUGGGUCAAAAUUCAAGGUGCGGAGUCCAGCCUCGUAACUGCGAGCCUAACCACAGAUAACGCUACAUACAACUGUGUGGGGACUGUUUUGGCUCAAAGUGGAUGCUGGUCAUUUCUUAAAGGUGGAUUUAUUCUUGAUGCACCUUCAAAUUUAUCAACGCUGUACUUUCAGAACUCAGCUCAUAAAAAUAUUGACAUUGCAAUUGCAAGUGCUUCAUUGCAACCAUUUACCUAUCAGCAAUGGAGAACAAAUCAGCAAUAUAUAAUUAACACUGCAAGGAAGCGAGCUGUAACAAUUCAUGUGUCAGAUAGUCAUGGAAAUAGAUUGCAAGAGGCAGCCAUUACAAUAGAGCAAAUCUCAAAAGAUUUCCCCCUUGGGUCAGCUAUAGCAAGUACAAUUCUAGGAAAUUUGCCCUAUCAGGAUUGGUUUGUGGAGCGAUUCAAUGCAGCAGUCUUCGAAAAUGAACUCAAGUGGUACGCGACAGAACCUGAACAAGGGGAAGUCGAUUACAGCAUACCAGACCAAAUGUUACAACUUAUUCGAGCCAACCAAAUAGUUGCCAGAGGACACAACAUAUUCUGGGAAGAUCCAACGUACACACCAGCAUGGGUUCGAAAUCUUUCAGGUGCUGCACUAAAAUCAGCUGUCAAUUCACGAAUCCAGAGCCUAAUGAGCAAAUACAAAGAAGAGUUCAUACACUGGGACGUUAGCAAUGAAAUGCUACACUUUGAUUUCUACGAGCAACGGCUUGGUCCUGAUGCCACUUUAUAUUUUUAUGAGACAGCACAUAUAGCAGACCCAUCAGCAACCUUGUUUAUGAAUGAAUUCAAUGUGGUGGAAACUUGCAGCGACGUGAAUUCUACUGUAGACACUUAUAUAUCAAGGCUAAGAGAUCUUGAACGUGGAGGUAUAUUCAUGGAUGGAAUUGGCCUAGAGAGUCACUUUUCAGUACCAAAUCUUCCUCUAAUGAGGGGUGUUCUUGACAAACUGGCUACACUUGGACUUCCCAUUUGGCUUACAGAAGUUGAUAUUAGCAGCAACUUCGAUUACAAAACUCAGGCUUUUUAUCUAGAACAAGUGUUGAGGGAAGGCUACUCGCAUCCUGCCGUGAAUGGGAUUAUCCUAUGGACUGCACUACAUCCUGACGGAUGUUACCAAAUGUGUCUUACCGAUAAUAAUCUUCAAAAUCUACCAGCAGGAGAUGUGGUUGACAAGCUAUUACUGGAAUGGAAAACUGGGGAGUUAAAUGGCUAUACGGACGAGCAUGGUUCAUACAGCCUUCAUGGCUAUCUUGGUGAAUAUAGAGUAAGUGUUGCAUAUGGCAACAGAGCAGCAAAUUCAACAUUCUCACUCUGUCCAAGUGACGAAACUAAGCACUUCAACAUUCAAUUGUAACCCAUGUAUGGCUGUCAGCUCUCCCCUGCACAUGUAUAUCUAAUUAUCCAAAAGACAUAAAGCCCAACCCAAAUGGUAGUU